Hevea brasiliensis (rubber tree) is the source of this 2170-nucleotide messenger RNA. RefSeq names its product probable nucleoredoxin 1. The transcript has 4 exons. The record is from RefSeq and is a predicted model, not a curated record. Lineage: Eukaryota; Viridiplantae; Streptophyta; Magnoliopsida; Malpighiales; Euphorbiaceae. The coding region runs from base 240 to 1946 and encodes 568 amino acids. Gene Ontology annotation, molecular function: thioredoxin-disulfide reductase (NADPH) activity.
GAGGAAGGAAGGAGGAAGGAGCAUCUGUCUUCUUGAGGAUUUUUCUCGGAGUUUUUACGCAGAGCUCUAAUUGGCCCAACUUUCUUCUUGCCAAAGCAAAAAAUAUAUAACGUUUCUUGUCCAGUGUUUCUUAUCCAAUCUUCUAUAUAUAGUCCUUCACCUUCCCUCAUCUAGCACAAACUAUUUUCUUUUCACUUCCAAUCUCAUCAAACCUCUGUACCUCAGAGCAAACAGCAGACAUGGCUAAUGGUGAUUCUCAUGAUUUUGCUUCUCUCCUCUCUUCUUCUGAGAGGGAUUUCCUCAUUCGAAACAACGGUGAUCAGGUUAAGAUUGACAGCUUGAAGGGAAAGAAGCUGGCAUUAUAUUUUUCAGCAUCAUGGUGUGGCCCAUGUCAGCAAUUCACCCCAACCUUGGUGGAGGCUUACAAUGAACUUGCACCAAAAGGUGACUUUGAGAUUGUUUUCAUCUCAGCCGAUGAAGAUGAUGAAUCAUUCAAAAAUUAUUUUUUGAAGAUGCCAUGGCUUGCAAUUCCGUUCUCUGAUUCAGAGAUACGCGAUCACUUGGAUGAGCUAUUCAAGGUGCAGGGAAUACCCCACCUUGUGAUCCUUGAUGAAAGUGGGAAAGUUUCAUGUGAAAGUGGUGUUGAGAUCAUUCAGGAGUAUGGAGUUGAAGGUUAUCCUUUUACACCAGAAAAGAUCAAAGAAUUAAAAGAGCAAGAAGAAGAAGCCAGAAGGAAUCAACCUUUGAGAUCUAUCUUGGUUUUCCAUUCACGUGACUAUCUAAUUUCAUCCGAUGGAAAGAAGAUACCUGUCUCUGAACUUGAAGGGAAGACAGUAGGCCUGUAUUUCUCAUUGUCUUCAUACAAAUCGUGUGUUGAUUUUACUCGAAAGCUUGCUGAAGUUUAUGAGAAAUUGAAAGCACAGGGAGAGAAAUUUGAAGUCGUGUUCAUUUCACUGGAUGAUGAUGAAGAAGCUUUCCAGCAAUCCUUAGCAAACAAACCCUGGUUAGCAUUGCCUUUCAAGGACAAGUGCUGUGGGAAGUUAGUCCGGUAUUUUGAACUCUCAACUGUGCCCACUCUGGUUGUUAUUGGACCAGAUGGAAAAACUCUCCAUUCCAAUGUUGCUGAAGCCAUUGAAGAAUAUGGAAUUCAGGCAUACCCUUUCACCCCUGAAAAGUUUGCAGAGCUUGCGGAGAUAGAGAAAGCCAAAGAAGCUGCCCAAACCCUGGAAUCAGUUUUGGUUUCAGGGGACUGGAAUUUUGUCAUUGCGAAAGAUGGAGCAAAGAUUCUGGUGUCUGAUCUGGUUGGGAAGAACAUGCUCCUUUAUUUCUCAGCACAUUGGUGCCCUCCAUGCCGAGCCUUUCUGCCUACGCUCAUUAAAGCAUACCAAGAGAUUAAGGCAAAAGAUGAUGCAUUUGAAGUGAUUUUCAUCUCUAGUGACAGAGACCAAGCCUCUUUUGAUGAAUACUUUGCAGAGAUGCCAUGGUUGGCACUUCCCUUUGGAGAUGAGAGGAAGGCAUCAUUAAGUCGCAAAUUCAAGGUUCGAGGCAUACCCAUGCUUGUAGCUCUUGGGCCAACUGGCCGAACUAUCACCAAAGAAGCCAGAAUGCUUGUUAUGCUUCAUGGUGCUGAUGCUUAUCCCUUCACUGAUGAGCAUUUGAAGGAGAUGGAAGCAAAAUAUGAGGAGAUGGCAAAGGGGUUGCCUGAGAAGAUUAAACAUGCACUUCAUGAGGAACAUGAACUAGUGCUUGCUCGUCGAAUGGUUUAUAGUUGUGAUGGAUGUGGCAAAGGAGGAAAUAUCUGGUCCUUCUACUGUGAAGAGUGCGACUUUGAUCUUCAUCCAAAAUGUGCACUGAAAGAAGGUGAGGAAACUAAAGAUGAUGAAAAGGAUGAAUCAAAACCUGGAGAAGGAUGGGCCUGUGACGGGGAGGUCUGUUACAAAGCCUGAGAAAUCAGUGUUUUAAUGUUUUUAGCUGAGCUCAACUGAUCAAUAAAUAUGUAAAUAUUCAUGUGUUUUUUUCAGCUUUUGCUUGUUUUCCUCUUAUAGUAUGCUGAUCUUUGAAGGACACCUCUGCUCAUAUGCUUUGGAGGUAUCUCUUGAGAUGAAUCUUGUGUAUUACGUUGCUAUCAAUGAAGUCAUUUGCAUUAAAAAAAUUCCUGCCUUUUCCCUCA